AUGGGUGACCCGCAAUUCGCAAAGUACCCAAAUCUCCAGCUAGCACAGCACAUCUUCCAGCUCACGAAUCCCGCAUCUUCAAAAUCGACCAAACAAGCUUCCCUCAAAUCGGUUCAAGAUGCCAUCCAGGAGCACAAAAUGGCGCCGCUCUACCGGUACCUUGCGCAUCCGGCAGAGGGUGUAUUGAACACACCCGGCGAGGGCACCGCACAGCAGCCCACCAGCCACCGAAGACCGUCGUCGAGCGCCGCAACGAUGCUUGCCACCAAGAUCCCAACAUUAGAUGUUCCUCUGGCCUGGGACGAGCAGUUGUACGAGAGUCUGAAGGCCGAGAACGAGAAGGAGCUCGAGGCCAUACAGAAGGAGGAGGACGAGGCAGAGGAGAAAGCCGGCGAGACAGAGAUACAGGCCGCGCGGGGAAAGAGGGCAGAACUCUACAACCGCAUUGGGGACAAGGAGAAAGCUAUCUCGAGCUACGAGGUCAUCUUCGAGAAAACCGGCAUCCUAGGCACCAAGAUUGACCUCGUCCUCGCCAUAAUACGGAUUGGGCUCUUCUUUGGUGACAAGAUUCUCGUCAAGAAGACGAUUGAGCGGGCGAGCGGUCUGGUAGAGAGUGGCGGCGACUGGGAUCGCCGCAACCGUCUCAAGGCGUAUCAGGGUCUACACCUGCUCACGGUGCGCUCGUAUGCCCAAGCCGCUCCUCUUCUGCUCGACAGCUUGUCCACCUUCACCAGCUACGAGCUAUGCAGUUACUCAUCACUGGUCAUCUACGCGAUCCUGGCGGGCUCUGUGGCGCUCAAGCGGGUCGACUUCAAGUCAAAGGUCGUCGAUGCACCGGAGAUCAAGGCUAUCGUCGGUAGCUCGGAGGACAAGCUUUCGGCGAUAACCGGACAAACUUCAGCUGGACCUGCGGCAGGAGAUGAGGAGAUGGCCGAUGCUUCAGGGUCUACAGCAACGCCGGUGCCGACUGCUGUGAACCUGACAACGCUGGGUGUACAGCAAGACGAGGCGGUCUCGUUUGACUUCUCACCACUUGCGAAGCUGGUUAAGAGCCUGUACGAGGGUGACUACAAGAACUUCUUUGGAGCUCUGGCCGAAGUUGAGGUGAACUUCCUCAGCCAGGAUCGCUACCUCUACGAGCACAAGAGCUGGUAUGUGCGCGAGAUGCGGCUGCGAGGCUACCAACAGCUUCUGCAAUCGUACCGUGUCGUCGGACUCCAGAGCAUGGCCAAUGACUUCGGCGUCUCCGUCGGCUUCCUCGACAAGGACCUCGCCAAGUUCAUCGCUGCCGACCGGAUACCCUGCACCAUCGACCGCGUCAAGGGCAUCAUCGAGACGAACCGGCCGGACGACAAGAACAAGCAAUACGCGGAUGUGGUCAAGCAGGGCGACCAGUUGAUCACUAAGCUGCAGAAGUACGGCCAGGCGGUCAGGUUACGGGGAAGUGAGCGUGGGUGA
Messenger RNA from Trematosphaeria pertusa, 1458 nucleotides. Its product is annotated as 26S proteasome regulatory subunit RPN7. The coding region runs from base 1 to 1458 and encodes 485 amino acids. Gene Ontology annotation, cellular component: proteasome regulatory particle. NCBI's taxonomy places the organism in Eukaryota, Fungi, Ascomycota, Dothideomycetes, Pleosporales, Trematosphaeriaceae. The transcript is spliced from 3 exons. Gene Ontology annotation, biological process: proteasome-mediated ubiquitin-dependent protein catabolic process. The record is from RefSeq and is a predicted model, not a curated record.